This is a messenger RNA of Prorocentrum cordatum, 991 nucleotides long. The record is from the annotation of a GenBank genome assembly. Lineage: Eukaryota; Dinophyceae; Prorocentrales; Prorocentraceae.
GGGGAGGUUCGCGUCGAUUUUUGUUCGCCGGCGUUGGAUCCUGUGGCCCGAUAGCAGUCAUGCCCCGCGCGCAUCUGGGUUAUUGCUUCGCACCAUAUGGGCACGGUGAUCGGAUGUGUUAACCUCUGCACCACAUCAAUCACGACAAUGACAGGUGCGACAUGAGCUUCUGCUGCAGAACUCUCUGGCACUGCCACGCCAUGUCAUGGGCGCGCGUACGGUCGGCUCAUGGGUUGCCGCAUGCGCUAGCUACUCCAUCGCCAGUGCUCCUUCCAUGCCUUGCCUAUUUUUGUCCGCAGCCAUUCGUGAUUUGCGCUCCAGGUUUCAAUUUGUGCACGUGGUGUUGUCAAUUUGCGGGUGCCGCGAUGUCGAUCGUUCCGCCAUUGGCCGCGCUGGCUGGGGCUGGAAUCCCGAAGUUGAUCCUCGACGUCUUGCCGUCGCUGUCGCCUUUCAAGUGCUUGCUUGGCUCCGUGUUCCUUUACAACAGCCCUCACAUGGUCAUGAUGUACCUGAAGCAGAAGGCCUCCAAGCAUAUGCCGAACAAUACGAAUCCACGCGGCCAGACAGAGGAGCUGAAGAAGGAUAAGGAGGUCGGCGAAACCUUGCAGCGUGCCCAGGCUGCACAUCAGAACGGCCUCGAGUCGUUUCCUGUCUUCGCCGCAGGCGUGAUGGCCUGCUUUGCGUCUGGCGCCGACAGGCAGACUGUUGGAAAGAUCGCAACGGCUCACUUGCUCAGCCGCGCUGCUUUCAACGUUUUCUACAUAGCACUCCCGCCGACAGACGCAGUGGGAGUGUGUCGGUCCCUCAGUUGGAUCGCCUCGCUUCUCUCCUCGUGCCAGCUUAUCGCACUGGCAGCUUCGAAAUCCGGCUUCUGAGACGGUCGUUGCAGCAGGCGCGGUCGGAGUCGGUUUUGCAUCCGCGUGACUGAGGCCUUGUGCGGGACAUUUCGCGAGGCGGUGUAAUGGUUCGAUGAGCUGAGCAUGUGGUGAAA